GGGCACGCAAUCAAUUCAUGUUACUGCAAAUGAAACAGUUUGCAAAUCUAAAUUAUAUAAUAAAGAUCGAACAGUAUGAAUAAGUAUUGCCAUAGUAAUUGAUCCAUAUGCUUCAGGUAGGUAAACAGAAUGCCGAGAACGAGACAUGAAGAGACAAGAAAACAGAACUAUGGAGACCAAACAAUAUGCAACUUCACUGAAAUGGAUUCUGAUUACGUUUAAUAUUUUUCUUCAUUUGCCGCAGUGUACUGGCGAAAGCAACAGUUCAGUAUGGCAUGAGAUAAUGAAAGUUCUCAAAGGAAAUAGUUACAAUCGUUAUUUCAGACCUGAAAAAGAAUCAGGAAAUAUUACAGUUGUCUUUGUGAACGUGUAUGUUGAAGCUGUUGGAAUGAUGGAUUCCAGUAAGGAAAUGCCGUUAUUUCUUGUGGUCACAGAAACCUGGACAGAUAAACAACUCGUUCCAAAUGAGGGGUCCCAAGGUAAUUUGCUUUUUGAAGAGAGAUUGGUGCCUUUGUUCUGGACACCUAAAUUGUUGCUGGGCAAUGCCGGAACCCAACAAGAUGUUAAGGUUUAUUCAAAGAAGAUAGUCCUUAAUCCAAAUGGUAAACUAACACUAAGUUAUAGAGUAAUUUUUCCAGUUUCAUGCCAAAAACAUAUCAACUUAUUUCCCCUGGAUGGACAAAUUUGUAGCAUCAAGAUAAAAAGCUUUUAUUAUCCUGUUGAAGAAGUACAAGUUAAAUGGGAAUCAAACACAGACUGGCAGAAAUCUUUGGAUAAACUGGAAAUAUUUAAUUUUGAUUUGGCGAAAAUUAAACUAACGGAAGAAAAUACCACUCAGUUUGGACAGAACUGGUCCCAGAUUGAAGCCUCUUUGCAUUUACAAAGGAAAUUCAGUUUACAAAUCUUGGCAAUCUAUUUUACCAGCACUAUCUUAGUGGUUGUUGGCGGUUUGUCAUUUUGGAUUGACACUGAAAGCACUGCAGCCCGUAUGUCCCUCGGUUUGAUCACCUUACUCACUCUUAUAACUCAUAACUCCAGCCUACAUCCAGCAAAACACUAUUUUGCAACAGGAAUGCUUGGAAUUGAUAUAUGGCUUAUUAUAUGUCUCAUCUUCGUCUUCUCAGCCUUAAUCGAAUUCAUUUUACUUAACCAUUCAAGAACUUCCAAUGCAAAAUUAAAAACUACUAACAACCAAACAUCACACGAUUCAUUGUCAAUGAGUGAACAUGCAAACACGAGUUACAAAGAAGAUAGCUUUUCAAACGGAAUGGUUACAGAAAGAGAUGUUGAUGAAUACAAAAUAACUGCUGCUGCUGCUGACAAUAAAAACGUUGGUAAAAGAAUUAACAAAGCUGAUCAAUACUGCAAAAUUAUCUUCCCUGUAGCUUUCAUAUUUAGUAAUAUUAUCUAUUGGAUGUGGCAUUUCUACUAACCACUAUUAGCGCUCUCUCUCUCUCUCUCUCUCUGAAAUAUUCAUAUUUAAGACAUUUAUUAUAUAACUUUUAAAAUAUUUUUUUAUUAAGCAUGGCCACUGCUCGUGAGCUGAAACUAAAUAAAAUAAAUAACUACAUCAAUAUUUUUAUUUAUUCUGUACUGAGUGCUAUUUCAUUCAUGUAGAGAAAGUCAUGAACAUCAUACUGUCACUUUAAAACAUGUGAUUUUGUGCCUAGCUAAAAGGAAACAACACACACACACACACACACAUACAUACAUGAAUAUAAUUUAUAGCAAAUUAUAUACAUGAAGCAAAUGUUCGGAAAGUAAAUUAUGAAAACAGGUUUCAAUUCAUGGUUGAAACCGAUUCACUUCUUUUAAUCUUCUAAGAAGUGAUGGUAACAGAACUAACGAAGCUGAUCGUUACUGCAGACUUAUUGACCCUCUAGCUUUCGUAUUUACCAACAGAGCCGGCUUUAAGCCAAACAGGCAGAAUCAAAUUAGGCCCCGCGCACACGCUCGAGCGAAGGAGGCUAUGAGGACAUUUUGUAUAUCAUUGUGGCUAACAGUCGAGCUUCAAGCCCCCAACACUUUUUGGCUGAAACUGACGUUCUACACGAAGCAUAAAACACCAAUCUUCAGCUUUUGUAGAGUAGAGGGCCCCACUGACAAUUCUUUAAUUUGUCCCUGCUCUGCUUAUCAAUAUCAUGUAUUGGAUGUGGCAUUUCUAAAAAGCACUAUCGUCUCCUGUAAAUAUAGUCUGGUUUUA
This is a messenger RNA of Octopus sinensis (East Asian common octopus), 2203 nucleotides long. Its product is annotated as glycine receptor subunit beta-type 4-like. NCBI's taxonomy places the organism in Eukaryota, Metazoa, Mollusca, Cephalopoda, Octopoda, Octopodidae. The coding region runs from base 146 to 1432 and encodes 428 amino acids. The transcript has 8 exons. The record is from RefSeq and is a predicted model, not a curated record. Gene Ontology annotation, molecular function: neurotransmitter receptor activity; transmembrane signaling receptor activity; extracellular ligand-gated monoatomic ion channel activity. Gene Ontology annotation, biological process: chemical synaptic transmission; nervous system process; signal transduction. Gene Ontology annotation, cellular component: membrane; neuron projection; synapse.